Molecule: messenger RNA, 444 nt
Organism: Suillus plorans
Lineage: Eukaryota; Fungi; Basidiomycota; Agaricomycetes; Boletales; Suillaceae
Exons: 2
Source: RefSeq, a predicted model, not a curated record
CAUCGUGUGCAAGUCCAAUGGGGAGACAAUGUGAAGAUCUUUUGGGAAGCAGGUGAAGAAAUUUAUAAUGAUAUGGAUCCAUGCCAAUAUGAUCUCGUUCAGUGGCUAUGGCCAUGGUUAAUCCAACAAGAGCUUGACAAGCUGAAGCAUCGUCUCAAUACCCAUACUGUUCAGUACAACCAUGAUAAACUAUUACUGUCUGGUGUCUCCCCGAACAUUGCAAUGUCACUGCAUGAAGACUAUGGCACCAAGAAUUGCCUGCAACCAGUGGAUCGUGACGUUGUCAAGAAUCUUAUGGAGGAGAUUGGCGGAGAAGAUCUUGUCCGUUUCAUUGGCUCUGAGUAUAGUGUUGCUGCACAAUCAAUCUUCAAUGAUCUUGGAUUCACUGUCUUAACUUUCAAGAACGUCUGGCAGGUGUUUGCCACAAUGUUACCAUUAAUGUAG